Messenger RNA from Phodopus roborovskii (desert hamster), 1046 nucleotides. RefSeq names its product S100 calcium binding protein B (gene S100b). Gene Ontology annotation, biological process: positive regulation of canonical NF-kappaB signal transduction; positive regulation of cell population proliferation. Gene Ontology annotation, molecular function: RAGE receptor binding; zinc ion binding; calcium ion binding. Lineage: Eukaryota; Metazoa; Chordata; Mammalia; Rodentia; Cricetidae. The transcript is spliced from 3 exons. The record is from RefSeq and is a predicted model, not a curated record. Gene Ontology annotation, cellular component: cytoplasm; nucleus. Bases 173 to 451 code for a protein of 92 amino acids.
CCUCCCUACCCUUGGCCCCCAUUGGCAGCCUCAGCCUGCAGUGGACUGCGCCAAGCCAACACCCAGUCCUCUCUGGAGGAGGAAUAAGAAGCUGCUCUGUCCACACUCCUGCCACUUGGACACUGAAGUCAGAGAGGACACCAGCAGCACAAGGUGACCAGGAGCCUCCAGGAUGUCUGAGCUGGAGAAGGCCAUGGUUGCCCUCAUUGAUAUCUUCCAUCAGUAUUCAGGACGAGAGGGUGACAAGCACAAGCUGAAGAAAUCAGAACUCAAGGAGCUCAUCAACAAUGAGCUCUCCCACUUCCUGGAGGAAAUCAAAGAGCAGGAAGUUGUGGACAAAGUCAUGGAAACACUGGAUGAAGAUGGAGAUGGAGAGUGUGACUUCCAGGAAUUUAUGGCCUUCGUCUCCAUGGUGACUACAGCCUGCCAUGAGUUCUUUGAACAUGAGUGAGACAAAAAACAAAACAAAGCAAAAGAGCCAAGCUUACCUGUGGCAGACAUGAAGGCUUGCAGGCUUGAAGGAGCUGUGCUCUCCAGCCACAUAGAACAACUAAUUAGGAAGCUUGAUUUGCUUUGGGUAUGAGAAACUGAAAGCCUCCCCAAGGGCUGCUGUAAAUUAGUGCAUCAUUAUUUCUGCUACAUUAGGCAUUCCUGCGAGCUGUCUGGCCCCAGGAAACAUUGGUUAAGAAUCACUUAGGGAAGAAAAUCAAUGCUCAGCAGUACAGCAUAUGCGGUAAACCACCAUGACCCUGCAGAUACAUGACCCAGAAGAAUCACAGCAGACCACCAAUAGCAAGCAGUUCUAUAGGAUAGCGUUCUUUAUGCUUCCAACAGACCCCCAAAUCCACAGCUGCAUCCACUGUCACAGGCAGAGGCUGCUUUUCCUUACAUCUUCCUUACACUGUUGGUACAAAUAUGCCCAAGAAAGCAGACAGUCUGAUUACAACACCCUCCCCCCCCCCCAGCCCAAAUGUGCAGGGGCACUUAAGUCUCUGCUUCCAGUGAGCAGCCCUUACUAAAUAAAUAUUUAACGCCAACAAUUCUAA